Molecule: messenger RNA, 2269 nt
Organism: Physella acuta
Lineage: Eukaryota; Metazoa; Mollusca; Gastropoda; Physidae
Product: sodium-coupled monocarboxylate transporter 1-like
Biological process (GO): sodium ion transport; transmembrane transport
Cellular component (GO): membrane
Molecular function (GO): symporter activity
Source: RefSeq, a predicted model, not a curated record
UUGUUGCAAAACCUUUGAAAUAUCUUUCAAAAUUAUAUAAUUAACAGGGAUAAUAAACGGAUUAUACAAUAAGAACGCGUUAGGGUUUGUUUUUCAUUUUGUUUAAUUGUGCCGAAAGAGUUUUUCUAUCAACCUUACAGUACAACGAGUUACAUAACAAUGAAGCAAGCCGUGGGUAGAUUCUCUGUGGCUGACUACAUCGUAUUUUCCGCCACCCUCCUGAUCUCCGCGGCCAUUGGAAUAUUCUACGCCAUCAAGGGCCAGACCAGCACCAAACAGUUCCUGAUGGCAGACAGGAGCAUGAAGUAUCUGCCCAUCGCCCUGUCCGUUCUGGCAUCGUUUUUCUCCGCCUCAACGCUGCUGGGCACGCCGGCAGAGAUUUAUCAGUAUGGGACGAUGUACUGGAUUUCAACAUUCGGCGCCAUCUUGGCGCCCUUAUCCGGCGCGUUGCUGUUUGGUCCCAUGUUCUUCAAGAUCAAGGUCGUCAGUGUUUUUCAGUAUCUAGAGCUACGGUUUAAGUCAAAAGCUGUGAGACUGUUUGGUGCAUUUCUCUAUAUCCUAAGAGCGACCAUUGCUUUGGGAAUUUUUCUCUUCGGUCCUUCCACGGCGCUAAGUGCAGUGACCGAGUUUCCCACCUGGGCUGUGAUUGUCGUGGUUGGAGUCGUCUGCACAUUUUACACGAGCAUCGGCGGGUUGAAGGCCGUCAUCUGGACAGACGUGUUCCAAACCCUGGUCAUGUUGGCGGGGAUGGUGGCGGUGCUUAUUAAGGGUUUUCUUGUGUCCGGUGGAGGCUCCCAGGUUUGGGACAUCAACUAUGAAGGCAAGAGGAUCGAGUUCUUCAAUUUCGAUAUCGACCCCAGGGUCCGACACACUUUUUGGUCAAUGAUUAUUGCCAUCGUCAUAGUGUGGCUUCCACCCUAUGCCAUAGAUCAACAGAUGGUGCAACGGUUUUCUUCUGCUAAAUCUUUAACGGAUGCCAAAAUUGCUCUCCUCCUGAACAUCCCCGGAAUGAUCAUCAUGAUAACGCUGUGCAGUAUGACCGGUCAGGUUUUGUUCUCCUACUACGCUAACUGUGACCCAAUUAAACUUGGCCAGAUAAAUAAUGCGAAUCAGCUGCUUCCAUAUUUUGUGAUGGACGUAUUCAGCAAUACGCCAGGCUUUCCUGGCCUUUUUGUGUCAAGUAUAUUCAGUGGCGCGUUAAGUUCUAUAUCCUCUGCCCUCAACUCUAUGGCUGCUGUCACGUGGGAAGAUUUUUUAAAACCCUGUUUGAAGAAUGUUAAGGACGAGAAAGCUACACAAAUUACCAAAUGUCUGGCUGCCGCAUACGGGGCUCUUGGCAUAGGAGUCGCUUUCUUGGUGAAGGAGUUGGGUGGCACAGUUUUACAGGCUUCGUUGUCGUUAAAUGGGGCCACUGGGGCACCCCUGAUUGGUCUCUUUGUUCUUGGAUCUUGUUUCACAAGCACUAACUGGGUCGGCGCAAUUGUAGGUGGCGCUUUUGGGCUGGGUUUCUCCCUUUGGUUUAGUGUGGGGACGUAUAUCGUUAAGCCAAUCAACUUCAAGCUACCAGUGACGACAGCAGGGUGUAACCUAACCGGAAACACGUCAGAAUCGUUCUCGUUUUCAGACACAUUUGAUUACACAAAUUGGACGCGGCCAAGUACCGACAGUUUGACAGGUAUAGAUAAUCUCUAUGGGUUGUCUUAUCUUUGGUUUCCGUUUCUUGGUACAGUUUCAUGCGUGGUUAUCGGACUUGUCGUAAGCUACGUCACAGGUGCUACAAAACAAGUGGAUGUAGAUCCAUCACUACAGCUAAGAUUUUUCCACAAGUUGGCAACUCUAUUCGGAUCGUUAUCUCUAUUGGUUAAACCCGGUGAUGGUGAUAGUGGGAAAUCAAAAACUGGGAAGAAACGGAACACGCACAAGAGAGCUGGACCCACUGCCUUUUCAGCUAUUGUUGAAGCUUAGAUAAAUUAAACCACACAUCGAGAAAAAAAAAAUGGAAUACCGGGGAUCGAACCCGGGGCCUUUCAUAUUCAAAGCGAACGCUCUACCACUGAGCAACAUCCCCUAAUGAGUUGUGACGCGUUACUUUGUGUAAGACAAUAGCAACUUAAAAUAUUUCAGUAUUUAAUAUCUGUUUUAAUGUUUUGACGAGCGACAGCCUAGCAUGCAAAACACAAUACGGCCUUUUCAGCUAUUGUUGAAGCUUAGAUAAAUUAAACCACACAUGUUAAAAUACAAAAAGAUGUAUAUUUUAUAUAAAAUGCAC